AUGCGGCGCCGGGUUUUUCGCGAAUAGCCGUCGGAGGCCGCGAGAGGCUUCCGGGAGUCGUGGCGCAGGCACAGAAGGCAAUCCUGCGCGCGGCUAGUGCGAUUUUGACUGCAUGCAGCGCCUCUGGCACAGCGCACUGUGAGAGGCGACGUGUUGUAGGCCCAGACGCGCGCAAGACCGGGUCGACGCACCGUCGGCGCGUCCCGAACUCCAAAACCACCGCGUGUGUCGCGCACGGGCUGCGUUCGCGCGCCCGGGGCAGCGUUGCAAGCGACAGAGCUUGGUCAGGAGCGCCGCCGCCGCGUCGUCAUGGCCGCCGCCGCCUUCGCCCCGGUUUCAACAGGAAUACUGGUACCAGCGGACGCGGCCGACCAGUACCCGGAGUCCUUCGACAAGACCUUCAAGCAGACCCUCGUCAAGACCAUCGACGGCUUCGACGAACAAGCGUACAGAGAGCGCUACGCCGAUUGUGAAUUAGAUGAACACACGACGGAAGUCCACAGAGUUGAGUCAGCACCGGUCGUCAAGGCUGGCGCCGUGCAGAAGCUCUUCUCGAAGCCGCGGCGACGGGCCGAGAUCUUGUCCUGGCAUUUAAGAAGGCAGGGCAAGUGGCAGGACGCGAAGAAGUUCGAUGCGACGUUGAACGCUGUUCGUAAGCCUCCCAAGGAAGAUCCCAUGCUCAAGGAGCGGUCGAGGUUCUGGACGGCACGCGCUCCUAGGUUCAAAUUGGAGGCGAUUUCGGCCACGCAAGAUCGCCGUGAUUUACAUCGGGACCCGCCAGUCCUAACCUGGGGCACGGAACAUGAAGCGAUGCAGCGGGACGCGUCUCCACGCAUCAAAGAAGCUUAUAGACAGAAAGCUGCUGAAAGAGAUAGACAAAUGGCCAUUCGAGAAGCAGAAGAGCUACUGAGGGACGCCUGCGAUAGUAGGGAUGCGGACAGUGUGGACCAUGCGCUACGCCAGGCCAAACACGUAGGCGUGCCUCGCGAUUCGGAGGCCUAUGAACUUGCUAAAUUUGUGCAGAAGGAUCUCGUGAGGCAGCGGGCCUACGACGAGAAGCAGGCUCUGCUGAAGCGAGACAAGCAGGAGGUCGAGAAUGUCGGCAAGUACCUCUGGAAGGCGCGGCACUACACGGACCCGACGUGCUUCGGGACUGAUGACGACAUCGUGCGAAGCGCGAGAGAGGCACAGAUGGACCUCGCCGACGGCUCCGUGUCGACCAUAAAGUCGAACGUGAACCCCAAGAAGCUGCCGCCCGCCAUCAAGCCGCACGCCGAGACCUUCCAUCCACAGCGCGUGCGGCACCACUACACGCCCGGGUCGCCCACCGUCACGGUGGAACGGGCCGGCGCCGUCGUCUGCAAGCGCGCUACGCCUCAUAGAGCCAGGCGGCGCUACCCCUAG
Pelagomonas calceolata is the source of this 1404-nucleotide messenger RNA. Lineage: Eukaryota; Pelagophyceae; Pelagomonadales; Pelagomonadaceae. The record is from the annotation of a GenBank genome assembly.